Messenger RNA from Podarcis lilfordi (Lilford's wall lizard), 465 nucleotides. NCBI's taxonomy places the organism in Eukaryota, Metazoa, Chordata, Lepidosauria, Squamata, Lacertidae. The record is from the annotation of a GenBank genome assembly.
AUGCUGCUGGUCCAAAUGGACAGACAGCUUUCUUGCAGUAUUGUUAUUUGUGCCACUCACGUUGCUGUUUUGAAAAACGAAUGUUGUUUGGUGCCUUCUUGCACUCCAGUCCUGGAAUCGGUGUGUGGAGUGUCAAACCUCCUCCACCCCAACCUCCCGCACCAAGUUCUAGGUCCGUGUGUAUUCUGUAGCAGGAAAUUCAUAUUCCGUGCUCCAAAUCAGAUUCACAGAUAUGCAGAAUUUAUCUAUCUACCUGUACACAGAAUUAACUUGCCAUAUUUGCAUUUUCUGACUGACUUUGAAAAUAUAUUUGCAAGGAAGGAUAGGCAUGAAGGCUUUGGGGAGGGAGAGGAGAUUUGCUUCAAGAAGCAAAAGGACACAGAGGGUACGUCUCUCAACAUACACUGUAUGCAUGAUUUUAAGGUUUCCUCUGCUAGCAUGAAAUUUUUAGAGCUGAGCUUUUAG